GUUGGCGACUCGGGGAAAGAUUCUCGAGUACACGCGAGCCUGCGCGAUACAGUUUAUUUGAACUGGGGAUCCACGAAGUGGGGAGACAUAGCUCGGCGUUAGCGCACCGCCGCGUCUCUGCGGUUUGCGAGCUUUAGUCGCGCGAUCUCGUCCGAAGUGUCGGGGCGCUUCUCGUCGAGCUCCUCUCGCAACCUGCGACCGGUCGAUCGAUGGGUCGAUCGUGGCGUAUACAUCUCACCUUCCGAGAACAGCCGAGCGAUCCACCGAAGAUCUCCGUCGGUCCGCGUGUCGAAAAUUUGCGCGCCGCUCGAUCGCGCAUUCGAAUCGCGAGGGAAUUUAAACUUAGCUGGGCCCGUAUCUCUCUGAAUAUCUCGUUUCGAAAUUGGCGAUGUUAUUUAUUUGAUCUCUAAUAAGAAUACGAGUUCUUUAUAUCGCGUGACCUCGACAUGUGCGUCGGUCCUGUUUGCACGCGUGAGUGAAACAAAUGAACGCUUUUGAUGGAUACGACGGAGCUUUGUAAGUUUUCGAUGAUCGACGAGACGGAAAGCGACAUUUCGCAAGUAGCAGAGCGUGCCGCCUUGCAAUUCCGCCCACGUUUCUCUGCGACAUAGAGCCAGCCGCUCAUCUGAAAGACAAACACCAGUGGCGACACACUGGUAUGCCACGGAAGAUAAUCAUCGUCAUAAAUUCAUCAUCAUCACCAUCAUCGUCAAGGCGUCCGAAACGAUUAUGCAAUCACUCAUUUUCGUGUUAAAUAUCGGUGUCUUAUUCUCAUCAAGCAUGCGGACAGAAAGUAAUUCAUCUGAUUUCUGACAUUUGCAAAAUACAAAAAAUUUCGACAACGUGGAACACGCGUACAUUUCGUCACGCAAAUUGUGAUAAAAUGUAAAAGAAACAAAGAACAAAAAAAAAGACAAAGAAGCGAAGGUGUGUUUGGUGCGAAGUACUGUGAGAGAUACUGUGUCGCGAUGUCGUCGACUGGUGAAUUUUCGACGUUGUCGAGCGGCGAGGCCACCGGAACUGGCGAGGACUCGUUGCCGAGCUCGAGAGAGGCGACCGCCGAGGCCGCGGGUUCCGGCGGUGGUUUCAUGCCGCUGCGUGAGUUCCUGGACAGAUUCUCACUGCCAAGGGUAGUCAGGGUCGAAGGUGCCGGUGGAAGGCCGAUACUGCUGUACAAGCAACAACAAAAAUCGCUUAGAGUCACGGCCACGCUACUGAUGCAUCGUUACCGCCAUGACGUCAAAGUGGGACCGGAAAUAGUCAUCCCGGAAGGCUAUCCCGAUAUCACAUUGAAUGCAAAAACGCGAUGAUGAUGUGACAUCAUGAUGUAGCAAGGACCGUUCGACAAAUAUUACUCAACGCGCGGGAAUACGUAGACGCAGCCUCAUGUAAUCUGCAUAGGAACGUUUCAAUUUUCUCGGGUGCGGCGUCGUAUCCACACACGCUGCAUCUGCCACACCGACAACAACGAUUUCUCACGGCCGUAAUCGCGCUCGCGAGCGUGUUAGCGUGCUCUCUCUCGGCGCCGGUUCAUAGCUCUCGCUGGCAAGAAGUAACGAACGAACGAGCGGAGCGAGCGUCGGCCUAUAAAUAGUGAAGGAAAGUAUGAGGUAACGCGGCAGAGCGUGUCGCGAAUUAUAAUUUAAUAUCAUCCCGGCUUGUAAUACCGUGAGUACGCUCGCGAUAAUGUCUAUGCGCGGAAAACAUACGCGAAUGUACGAAUCUCUCGAUGACUCCCCGACGAGAGAAUCGGCCGACGAACAAAAUAGACAGCGAGAGAGAAAGAGAGAG
This is a messenger RNA of Pogonomyrmex barbatus (red harvester ant), 1791 nucleotides long. RefSeq lists its product as uncharacterized. The record is from RefSeq and is a predicted model, not a curated record. NCBI's taxonomy places the organism in Eukaryota, Metazoa, Arthropoda, Insecta, Hymenoptera, Formicidae.